AGGAGAGCAGAGCUUGGAAACGGCAAGGGAGCUAAAGCUUUUCGCAGAGGGAGCAUAGAGCACGUGGCAGGUGGCAGAGGUCAUGAUGGACUCUCUUGCACUUUCCUGCAAAGACUCUACCUCCUGGCAGGGGAUCCUGCUCACAGUCUCCCUUUUAACCUGCUGGCUGAUUCCAACUACCACCCAGAUCACCAUUGAAUCAGUGCCUCCCAUUGCUGUUGAAGGGGAAAAUGUUCUUCUGUUUGUGCAUAACUUGCCAGAGAAUGUUCAAACCCUUUCCUGGUACACAGGAGUUAAACCACUCAAGAAUUGUGAAAUUGCAAGUCAUGUGACAGCUACCAAUUCUACUGUGGUGGGACCUGCACACAGUGGUAGAGAGAUUGUACUCAAAAAUGGAUCUCUGCUGAUCAAGAGUACCACCAGAAAAGACUCAGGUUAUUACACUCUACAAAUACUUGAUACAACCUCAAGACCUGAAUUAAUACGUGCAGAAUUCUUUGUUCACAGCCCACUUUUAGGCUACAAGAAGCAUCUUGCCCCUUCUCAACUCACAAUUAAGUUGGUGCCAUCUAGGGUUGAAGAAAAUGACAAUAUUCUCCUGCAGGUUUAUCAUCUGCCACAGAAGCUUCAAGGCUUUGCCUGGCACAAAGGAGUACUUCCACUUGACCAUUUUAAGAUAGCAAGCCAUUCAUUCCUCACCCAUUCAACUAUGCUGGGGAGUGCAUAUCAAGACAGAGUGAUAAUAUGUAAUGAUGGAACCCUGGUGCUCUUGAAUGUCACUCAGAAUGACACAGGGCUUUACACCUUCCGAACCAUAUCUGUGGAUUUGAAAUCAGAAUGGGACAUUUUGGACCUCCAAGUAAAUAAACCUGGAAAUUGGGCUUCACCCAAUCUCAGACCAACAAGUAAACCAUGGACUUUCUCGAAGAGUCGAAGACGAGCGGCAGACAUGUGCGAUUCUUCCAUUACUUCCGUUACUAUUCAAAAUAAAUAACUUUCUGCUUAUCAGUA
Messenger RNA from Mus musculus (house mouse), 1011 nucleotides. RefSeq names its product CEA cell adhesion molecule 11 (gene Ceacam11). Lineage: Eukaryota; Metazoa; Chordata; Mammalia; Rodentia; Muridae. The transcript is spliced from 4 exons. The record is from RefSeq and is marked validated. Bases 83 to 994 code for a protein of 303 amino acids.